This is a messenger RNA of Equus caballus (horse), 2541 nucleotides long. The record is from RefSeq and is a predicted model, not a curated record. Lineage: Eukaryota; Metazoa; Chordata; Mammalia; Perissodactyla; Equidae.
CUGCCGGGUCCCCGACCCGCAGGUCCCAGGUCCCGGCGCGGCGGUCCCCAUGAGCGCCAGUGACUUUGGCUUUAGCUAGGUGGGUCGUCACCAGGAUGACAGCCUUGCACCAAAUCAGAGGGCGGCGCUCGCCGGGAGCCCCGGGCGUCACCCGGAGCUCCCGCGGAUUAGAACUCGCCUCUCCUAGCUCCUCCCCUCAGUCCCAUUUAAAGCUCCCACGGGCUUUACCGAAAAAAUUAAGAGCGGGCUCAGUUUCUGCAGCGCCUUCUUCCACUGCAAGAUGAACACGGUUCUGCCUUGCCAAGACCAGUACUUUGUAGGAGGCCAGAACUAUAAUUGCCCGUAUUCCACUACAACGUCAGAAUCUAGUGUUGACGUUUCCACGGAGACUCGGGUCUCUUUCUGGGCUGCUGGUCUCCUGGACAACAGAGAGCCCCAACAAGCACCACAGGCACAGGUUUCCAUUUGGUGUUUUCACAUAGAAACAUCCAGUGACUCAAAUUUCCCUGUUCCUACCUUGUGUUCUUGGGAAGAGGCUCAGCUUUCCUCUCAGCUCUACAGAAACAAGCAGCUCCAGGAUACUCUGGUGCAGAAGGAAGAAGAACUUGCUAGGUUACAUGAAGAGAACAACCAUCUCAGACAAUACCUGAAUUCUGCUUUAGUUAAAUGUCUUGAGGAAAAGGCCAAGAAAUUGCUGUCAUCAGAUGAGUUCUCCAAAGCAUGGGGAAAGUUCAGAAAGGGGAAGAGGAAACCCAAAGAGCAAAGAUAUUUUCCUCCUGAGAUCCCCCAUCACAAAAAUGCCAAGAGAAACCUCUCUAGUGAAUUUGCUAACUGUGAAGAACAACCUGGGCCCCCUGUGGAUCCCUGGGUCCUUCAAACACUUGGGUUAAAAGACCUCAACACCAUUGAUGACACCUUAUCAGCUAACUACAGUGCCCUCUCCUCUCAUCCCACAAGAAUCAUCAGCACGUUUCCCCAGUUCCCAGAUGAUGCAGUUGAUUAUGAAAAUGCUCCCCAGGAGGAUCUGCCAAUUGACUACGGAGGUGACAGACCAGCCCCGUCGCACAGCACUGCCAGCCACAGGGAAGAUUUUCCCUUCCUUUCUCAACUUUCAAAUCCACCAGGAGGGCUGGAAACUCUUCCUUACUAUGCUUCUGAUGUGUCACCCAAUAAGACGGAGAUGGCCUUUUCCACAUCCCUGAGUCCUCACUGUAAUGUGAAAACUCAUUCCUUCCACCAGGGUCAAGCCUUUGUUCGUCGCGAUGAAGACGGAGGCUGGAAGUUUACCUGGGUCCCUAAACAGUCUCAGUGACCCCUCUUCUAUCACAAAGGACUGCCGCGAACUCUGUUUACAAAGACCUCUCUUGCACUUGAACCUGACUAUGUGGAAUACGGAAGCUAUUGCCCAGACUGUUUCCUGCCACUUUAAGUGUCACUCUCAAUUACCCACUUAAAUCUGCAGAGAAUAGGUUCCAAGAAUCCAUAAUGAAACAUGCCUGCUCUUCUUUCACCUAAAUUUGACUUGUUUACGCAGCAACACCUGCUGUUGACUUCCUCCCUUUGCCCUAUACUUGAAAAGGUAUUUUCCGAUUGCCUGAAUAGUCCUUUGAGACCUACCUAUGCUGUCCUAACUAUAAUGGGUCUGACAGCUUUUCCUCUUUCAUCAAGUGGUCUAAGUGUUCGCAGAGUUCACCCUUCCACCUGUCUCCCUCUCCUGCUCCUCUUCAUUUCUGAAAACUGCCUUUAGAAUGAGUGCUAUUAUUGCUCCAACUGCCUGUUAUUGAGUGUUCAAAUAGCUGAGGAUGGGGUAGAAACAAGUGUCUUUGCCCAUCACCAUUUGAAGACAUAAUGAGAGUAAUGUCCUGUGUAGAUGUGAGUAAUGUUAUGUGUAGGGCAUUUCAGUAAGUUGAGUGUCCCGCAGUAGAGUUGACAACGAGUCUCUUCUAACAGCUAUGACUCUACUGAUAAGCAAUACCACUCAUAAAAGAUGAAAGAGAAUUAAAAUUACUUCAAAACAGCCCGUGGUAGAUCAGCUUCCAUAGGCAUCUGACAUUGUGUCUUUAACCAACAUGGCUCAAGCAAGAACAUUUUGAGGGACUUGUGGUAAGAGAACGAGUCAUCACCCUAAACUACUCAGAUGCUGACAAACUUCUAUUCUGUGAAAGUAUAGUCCAGCCUAGCCUGGCACUGUCUCACUCAUUCAUGUAUUCACUUUUUCAUUCAUCAACCCACCCUAAAUUUCUGUAGAACACCUACUAGACCAGGCACUGUGCUGUGGGAUGGUGAUAAAAUGUCACCAAGUUAGACACUGUAGCCACCCCAUGAAACUUAGAGCCGCUCAUUUACUGUGACCUUGAGAAAGCUAGUUCCCUGGCGUGAAGAUUCAGUUUUCCUAGCUGGAGAAUACAGAAGUUGGACUAAAUAAUUACUAGCAUUCUCUGAAUUGAGGCUGGUUGCCAUCAGCUUUACUCAAACACUGCCAUCCCAGGUCACUGUUGUCUUCAGUUCUGAUAGGCACUGCAGAUAUGUUGGGUAAACUUU